Molecule: messenger RNA, 1028 nt
Organism: Zingiber officinale
Lineage: Eukaryota; Viridiplantae; Streptophyta; Magnoliopsida; Zingiberales; Zingiberaceae
Product: putative Myb family transcription factor At1g14600
Exons: 7
Coding region: 117-833 (238 amino acids)
Molecular function (GO): DNA binding; DNA-binding transcription factor activity
Source: RefSeq, a predicted model, not a curated record
ACAUGCAAUGCAAAUAUGCAAUGCCAGUAUGUUCUCUUGUGUGCUUUGUAUCAAUGAUUAAUCUCAUGCAGGCCACGUGUAAGCACCUCAAAGACUGAUCGCCAUUCAGAGGAAGAAUGGGGAACUGUGGGAGGAACGGAGCAGUGAGGCAGUACACAAGAUCUAAGCUUCCUCGCCUCAAGUGGACUCCUGACCUCCAUCACCUCUUUGUCAACGCGAUUCAGAGGCUUGGAGGCCAAGACAGUACACAUCGUUCCCAGGCCACUCCUAAGCUUGUGCUUCAGUUGAUGGAUGUCAGAGGCUUAACUAUAUCUCACGUAAAGUCCCAUCUCCAGAUGUAUAGAAGCCUAAGGAGUGACCUGAGCAGACAAGAGUUGCAAGCGAGAAAGCACCCUGCGAGCUACGAAAGUGAGGAGAAAGUUGAUGCUGCUUCAUGUCCUCAUUCGAAGUUCAGCAAAGAGUUGCACUCUCAGUUCUUUAAGCCUCUGAAAAGAAUUAGGGCGGAAACGCAGCAGAAAGAAGCUGAUUUCUUAGGGUUUAACGAUCGCCAUGCCAAGCUCAUUAAUGCUCCAGGAACAGUGAAGCAGGAAUUCAGGCUUUGUAAGAACAAUUUAAACACCAGGCACUGCUACGUAAAUGGAUGCUACAAGUCCCCAAACUUUAUUGAUGAGAUAUUGGACAAGGAAGAAGCCUAUGGCUGUUCGUUAUCGCUAUCGUUAUCACCGGCUUCUGCUCAAAGAAAGGCAGUUUCUUCGUCGAGUAGGCAGAUCAGUGGAUGCUCUGGUGGUCGCAGAAUCAAUCUGGAUCUUUCCAUGUCUAUUUGCAGCUCUUAAAUAGAGACUCUUGUGUGUGGAAUUGUGAGACAAGUGAUGUAUACUAGUUCACUAGAGGGAUUAAUUGAAGCUGCUUUUGCUGUAGGAUUCUUUUUGCAAGCCCUGAGUGAAGUAAAACCUCUUCUUGUAGGAUGAAAAAUAUGUUUUAUGUUUUUUUAUGUUUUUUUUUUACAAAUAAAACAUCUAAUUGCAGGA